ACUGAGGCUUGGCUCUGUCAAGAAACCUCAGUGCUCGGGUACCCGCAGUGGCAACUUGUCUCUCCGGGGAAGACGUUUUACGUCAUCUUUCGCCUGAAGUUUGUCUCCGAAGUUGCCGAUUUAAUGGUUCUAGGACAUCUCUUGGCUUAGAAUACCGUUGGCAUGCUGGAUGUUUGAGCUAUUCUUCCCACGAUGCACCCCUGGCCGAAGGUGGCCUGGGUCCUACUGCUAAUGCUCCUCUCUGAUUGGCUGAAGGCUACUCUGUCCCGCGACUUCACUGUCAAAGACAUUGUCUACCUCCAUCCAUCAACCACUCCCUAUCCCGGAGGCUUUAAGUGUUUCACCUGCGAGAACGCUGUGGAUAACUUCGACUGCAACCGCUGGGCACCCGAUAUGUACUGUCCACCAGACACUAGGUACUGCUACACAAGCCACAAGAUGGACGCCGCAGGGGCCAGUGUGUCUGUGACCAAGCGAUGUGUGGCCCUCGAUGAAUGUGUUCACACAGGGUGCACAGACGUCCAUCAUGAAGGACACAGGGUCUGCACCGCCUGCUGUGAAGGAAACAUCUGCAACAUGCCGGUCCCCAGGAAUGACAGUUCAGCCAUCUUUGCCACCACCUCCCCCCUGAACAGAACCAGUGUGAUCUCCCAAGACUGGACCGUCUGGCUCAGCAUAGUCUUCCUACUCAUACAUAGCCUCUCAUAAGACCAGGGCUAGUUGGAGAGAUUUAAGUUAUGCUUUAUAUUAUUUGAUAUUGCUAAAUUAUUGUUGUUUGUUUGUUUAUUGUUUUUAAACAGUAUUACAUUUUUGUGCUUGUUUAAUUCUUAACAAUUUAUAAAGACAAAGUGAAUGAGCCAGUUUUUAAACCUACAGUCUAUCGUGGUCAAACAUGGUAAAACUGCUACACAAAAAGAAAUGAUCUGGGUUUGUUACAUAUGUACAUAUAUAAUAUUUAUUUUUUUACAAUGUAGGUACUUGUGGCAAUAUUGCAUGAAGAUUAUUGCUUGUAUCAUGUGCCAAACGUUU
Alosa alosa (allis shad) is the source of this 1029-nucleotide messenger RNA. RefSeq names its product ly6/PLAUR domain-containing protein 6-like. The record is from RefSeq and is a predicted model, not a curated record. The transcript is spliced from 5 exons. NCBI's taxonomy places the organism in Eukaryota, Metazoa, Chordata, Actinopteri, Clupeiformes, Clupeidae. Gene Ontology annotation, molecular function: acetylcholine receptor inhibitor activity. Gene Ontology annotation, biological process: positive regulation of canonical Wnt signaling pathway. Bases 193 to 708 code for a protein of 171 amino acids.